Molecule: messenger RNA, 4105 nt
Organism: Pseudoliparis swirei
Lineage: Eukaryota; Metazoa; Chordata; Actinopteri; Perciformes; Liparidae
Product: SEC14-like protein 1
Exons: 17
Coding region: 196-2325 (709 amino acids)
Biological process (GO): negative regulation of RIG-I signaling pathway
Cellular component (GO): cytoplasm; cytosol
Molecular function (GO): RIG-I binding
Source: RefSeq, a predicted model, not a curated record
GCGACGGACCAACGGUCAGACCGCACUCGCAGUUUGACUUUUUCGGGUUUUAUAACGCGAGGAACUCCAGUUACACUUCUACACUGAGCCGAAAACAUGGACUAAACCCAGAAAGUUUGACAGCUGCAGUGACGCGUCACACAUUUAGCGGCCAGGAUUCAAAACAGCUAGGCUCCCAGUGAAAACGGUUCAACCAUGGUGCAGGAAUACCAGUCCCCCGUCCGGGUCUACAAGUACCCCUUCGAGUUGAUAAUGGCGGCCUAUGUGAGGAGGUUCCCAAAGUCGCACCUGAUCCCGGUGUUCGUAGACAGCGAGGUCAUCAGCGAGAGCCAAAGCAAGGACGGCGCCACGCUGGUGACCGAGAGGCGCUGUGUGAUCGACAUUGAGGCUCCGCGGCUUCUCAAGCGGAUCGCCGGCGUAGACUUCCUGUACUUUCUGCAAAGGAACACACUGAACCGCAGAGACAGGACGCUCCACAUCGAGGUCCACAACGAGACCUUUUCCAACCGGGUCGUUGUCAGCGAAUGCUGCAACUACACAGUUCAUCCGGAGAAUGUGGACUGGACGUGCUUCGAACAGAAGGCGAGUCUGGACAUUAAGUCCUUUUUCGGCUUCGAGAGCGCGGCGGAGAAGGUAGCGAUGAAACAGUACGCUAGCAGCGUCAAAAAGGGUAAAGAAAUGAUCGAGUACUACCUCAGAGAGCUGGAGGAAGAAGGAGUCACUUCCGUACCUCGGUGGACUCCCCCUGUUUUCUGCGGCGCUGCCCGGCUCCGGCUGCCGCCCCGCUCCACUGCCAGAGCCAUCCCAGUCAGCGCUGCGAAGCCUGGACUGGACAGCAAAGACCCGAGCUGUCCCGCAGAGCUAGCGGCGGGCUCCCCCGACGAGAAGCUGGAUGCUGAAUACAUCCGACGUUACCUUGGCGAUUUAACACCUCUGCAGGAGAGCUGUCUCAUUCGACUGCGCCAGUGUCUCCAAGAAACCCACAAGGGCAAGAUCCCAAAGGAUCAGCAUGUGCUCCGCUUCCUGAGGGCCAGAGAUUUCAACCUGGACAAGGCCAGAGAGUUCCUGUGCCAGUCGCUGACCUGGAGGAAGCAACACCAGGUCGAUUUCCUGUUGGACACGUGGGAGCGCCCGCAGCUGCUGCAGGACUACUACUCUGGAGGCUGGCACCACCACGACAGAGAUGGCCGUCCUCUCUAUAUCUUGCGUCUGGGGCAAAUGGACACCAAGGGCUUGGUGCGAGCCUCAGGAGAGGAGGGGCUGCUCAGACAGGUCCUGUCCAUCAACGAGGAGGGACUGAGGCGAUGUGAAGAAAACACCAGAGUCUUCGGUCGACCCAUUAGCUGCUGGACUUGCCUGGUGGACCUGGAGGGGCUUAACAUGCGUCACCUGUGGAGACCAGGUGUUAAGGCUCUGCUGAGAAUCAUCGAGGUGGUGGAGGCCAACUACCCCGAGACUCUCGGUCGCCUGCUCAUACUGAGGGCGCCCAGAGUCUUCCCAGUGCUCUGGACCCUGGUCAGCCCCCUGAUUGAUGAGAAUACCCGCAAGAAGUUUCUUGUUUAUGCUGGAAACGACUACCAAGGCCCAGGAGGAUUAGUGGACUACAUCGACAAAGAAAUCCUCCCUGACUUCCUGGGAGGCGACUGCAUGUGUGACAUCCCUGAAGGAGGUUUGGUCCCCAAAUCUCUGUACAGGACAGCGGAGGAGCUGGAGAGUGAGGAGAACCGCCUGUUGACUGACUCCAUCUAUAAGAGUGCCAGUGUUUUCAAAGGAGCCCCAUAUGAGAUGCUGAUCGAGAUCAACGAGGCCUCCGCCGUCAUCACCUGGGACUUUGACGUGUCGAAAGGAGACGUGAUCUUCAACAUCUACCACUCCAAGAGGGCCCCGCAGCCCCCGAAGAAAGACACUCUCGGAGCCCACGGCAUCACGUCCCCGGGGGCCGUUAACGCCCAGACGAUAGACAGGAACUGGGUGCUGGGCCAGGACUACAGCAUGGUGGAGAAAGCCCUCAUCUGCAGGGAGGGGGAGAGUGUCCAGGGCUCCCACGUAACGCGCUGGCCCGGCUUCUACAUCCUCCAGUGGCGCUUCCACAGCUCCCCAGCCUGCUCGGCCUCCAGCCUGCCUCGGGUGGAUGACGUGCUGGCCUCGCUGCAGGUCUCCUCCCACAAGUGUAAGAUCAUGUUCUACACCGAGGUGCUGUCCUCCCAUGACUUCAGGGGAUCCAUGACCAGUCUGGAGUCGAGUCACAGUGGCUUCUCCCAGCUCAGUGCGGCCACUACCUCCUCUAGCCAAUCACACGCCAGCUCCACGGUCUCAAGGCAGUAGGGAUGAAGGAGGUGGAGGGUGCUGCUGCCAGAGCACCGGAUCUACGCUGCCGUCAUCCAGGCGGACCAGCGGACGCAGAAGGGCGGAGGCCGAACGACGGAGACCGCAGUUCCCCAAAUUAAUAAAGAUCAGUAAAAUAGUUCCUGUCUUCAACGUCUUUGUGUUAGGGGGAACACUAGUGAUGGUGAGAUGGAGCCUCAUGAGGCAUCGAACCACUUCAGCCAAUUCGUUAGAGAAAGGGUUCAUUUCUCGAAGCUUCAUGUGCUCACGAAACCCCCUACUGGCCAAGUGUAUAAUCACAGGCAGCUGUAUCUGAACCACAUAAUGUGAUGCAUUGGAUUUUUACCUUCGCAUUGAAAAUGCGGAAGGUUAUGUUUUGAUCGCCGUGUAUUUAUUUAGUUAUUUAUUUGUAUGCGUGUUACUCGCAUUACACAAAAAGUAUGAAACCGAAUCGCAUUAAAUUUGGUGGGAUGAUUGGUUAUUAUCCUGGGACCAUUUGAUUAGAUUUUGGGAUCAAUCGGGUCAAAGGUCAAGGUCAUGAAAAGGUCCAAAUCUUCUUUUUACCAUAGCGCGGUCAAUUUUUAUCCAAUUGGCAUGCAACUAAUGCCAACAUGUUCAUAAUUCAAUGCCCAAUCUUGUGAUAUGCGAAGGUAUGCGCUCUACCGAGUGCCCAUUCUAGUUGUCUGUUAUGGCUGUUGGGAAUGACUAUAAAUUACAAAAAUGUAUGACCAAAUAAUAUCUGUACAUAAAUUAUCACAUAUGUGCAUAAUAACAUAUGUUUUGAAUGUAUUCUGUGUGUGUAAAUGUUCCCAACAUGGUAGUAUCAUAUGAUAUGGCAGGUUGUGUAAUAAUGUUAUUUUGUCACUUUAGGAAAAUGGCAUGCGCUGAAGCAGGCAGAGGACAGUGAACGUGCUUGUGGAACUAGGAAGAGGGGACUGAAUAUGCUUGUGUAACUUGGACAGUGAUGUUCAGGACAGGGGACAUUUUAUUCAUUUUUAUUCAGAAAUAACAGUUUCUCAACAGUUCCAUCUUAUCACCUAUCCUUCUCACCUCACUCUCCUAACUCUCCAAACUAUCGCUGUCUCUAAACUCUCCAAACUCUCAACCAACAACCCACAUGUUGAAUGGAGCCUGAGGGGUUUAUAUUGCUGUCAAACCUCCCGGCAAUAUCUGAACCACUUCCCGAAGCAGUCACGUGGUACAUCCGGGCAGCGAGGCUUCGGACGUCGUCAUUUUUGGCUCCUCCCCUAAAUGAAGCAAGCCUCGAUACGCGCUUCGAGGAAACACCCCCUCCAUUACUCGACACACAUCUAACAACACUAGGGAACACGCACUUGUUACAACCUGAAAAAAGUCGGCUAUAUAUAUAUAUACUGCUUAAAUUCACAAAUAAGAUUAAUAAAGGUAAAAUUAACAUGUAAUUAAAACGAAGAAGACGUCAAUUCCGGUUCACGUGGAUCGUGUUACCACUACGGGGUCUUUCAGGAAUCUAGUCGUCCUCUUCUUAAGGUGAGUGUUGUCAAAACUACACCUGCACAACGCUAUGAUGAGGCUACAUUAUAGACACAACUUUGAAUAAGUAGCAAAGAUGAAGAGUUCAACAAGGAGAAAAUACAUGUCAAUCAUUUUGAUGUGUAAAAGAAUGCAAACUCUUUUGGCUGAUGGAGACCAGCUAAACCAGACUAGCUAGUCUAGUUUAACUAACUACAUUACAAGGGCUACAUUGAAAAAAGGUGUUAACUGUCAUGAACAUGAAUAAACUGAAUGUGUGCAAAGUGCA